Molecule: messenger RNA, 2387 nt
Organism: Punica granatum (pomegranate)
Lineage: Eukaryota; Viridiplantae; Streptophyta; Magnoliopsida; Myrtales; Lythraceae
Source: RefSeq, a predicted model, not a curated record
AGGUUUCUGCAGAAGAAGAAGAAGCAGCAGCAGCAAAUCCUCCACCCGAACUCCCAAAAAUUCAAAUUUAGGACUUUCUCGAUGCCUCUUUUCGAAUCGAGGUGGUCUUCCGGUGAGAGUCUAACGCCCCUUCCUUGCCUUCUGCACGAUUUCGUCUGCCCUAGUUCAGGAACCAGUAACAAAGUGUAUGACUCUGCAACUUCUUCGAUCGGCGUCUGACUCUGCAACUUCAGCUUGGUGAAGCCAGAGUCUCCACCCUCAACACCAGCGCCUCUGUCCUGAAGCUCUCUGCUUUCUCAAUCACUGGGGCCUUCACACCAAUUUCAGGUCUGCUGCAUCAUUGUCGUCCUUGCAAGAUGUUGUAGUCAUCAGCCUACCCGCUGUGCUGCUCGUGAUCCCGAGCCUUCAUUGCUUCCUUCAGCUCUCUCCUUCGCAAUGCGGCCGGUCUCCUUUCUCUCUCUAUGAUCUGCUAUAGAGCUGAUUUUAGACCUGCUUAAGCCACUACUGCGUUAUUGCCAUAGCUGGAGCGGAAGUGGUGGAACUCUCAAUAGUUGAUCCUAUCCAACUGUGAAAAAUCCCUUAAUCCGACUGCUGAUUCACUCAUCACAUCCAUCCCUCUCCCUACCGUUGCAAUUUAAGCAUGAACAGGCUUCUAGCGAGGCGAUUUGCUGGAAAUUCUUGCCUCGUUAGGGUUCCUUGGAGAUCGUUUUGCGAUGCUGCUGCUGUGAAUUCAGGCACUGCCCAAGCUAAACAUGCUGAGAAGCAAAGGCUUACUAGUCACUCAGAAGAGUAUGAUGUUGCUAUCGUUGGUGGAGGAAUGGUUGGCAUGGCUGUUGCUUGUUCCCUAGCAAGCAUGUCGCUGACAAAACAUCUGAAUGUUGCCAUAAUUGAUAGUAAUCCUGCACUGGUCAACGGAAUUACCAUCAAGAAAGAGGAUCCUCCAGAUCCAAGGGUCAGCACUGUAACACCUGCAACUAUAUCCCUUUUCAAAGAGAUUGGUGCUUGGGAAUAUGUUCAGCAACAUCGGCAUGCAUACUUUGAUAAAAUGCAGGUAUGGGAUUAUACUGGCCUGGGAUACACUCGAUAUAAUGCAAGGGAUGUAAGUAAAGAAGUACUGGGAUGUGUUGUUGAGAAUAAGGUGCUUCAGAGUUCUCUCUUGUCAUGCAUACAGAAUGCAGAUAUUAGGAAGACAGUCUUUCCUGCCAGAUUAACUUCAAUGAACUUGAAUCCAUCCUCUAUUCCAACAGAGCUGAAUGGGACAUCUUCAACAUCUCCUUGGAGAGGCUUUGCAAGGCUGGAAUUGAGUGAUGGCACUUGCAUACAUGCAAAAUUGGUGCAGGUUGGAGCUGAUGGGUCCAAGUCAAAUGUUCGGGAACUAUCUGGGUUCAAGACAACAGGCUGGAACUAUGCACAGAAUGCGAUUAUCUGCACAGUUGAACAUACGGUAGAGAACAACUGUGCCUGGCAGAGAUUUCUUCCUUCUGGUCCUAUCGCCGUUUUACCAAUAGGAGAAAAUUUUAGCAAUAUCGUUUGGACUAUGAGCCCAAAUGAAUCAUCUGAACUGAAAUCUUUGACUGAGUCUGAUUUUAUUAAAUCUGUGAACCAUGCUCUUGAUUAUGGGUAUGGUCCACAUCCCAAGUCGAGUUCAGCAAGGGAUGGGGACCUCUCUUGGUUUGGAGCGGGUUUGACUUCUUCAGCUGGUGAGGGGUUCACAGUUCCACCAAGAGUGGUCAGAUUGGCUUCUGAAAGGAUGGUCUUUCCCUUGUCUCUGAAGCAUGCUAAUAGCUACGUUGCAAAGCACGUGGCUUUGGUUGGAGAUGCAGCACACACCGUUCAUCCUUUGGCAGGUCAGGGGGUGAAUUUGGGUUUUGGCGAUGCAUUUGCUCUUUCCCGAGUCAUUGGUGAGGGUAUUGCUGUUGGGUCAGACAUCGGAGAGGUCUCGUUGCUCAGGAGAUAUGAGGCAGAGAGGAGACCUGCAAACAUUGUGAUGAUGGCGAUUCUGGACGGGUUUCAGAAGGUUUACUCUAUUGACUUUGGACCUUUGAACAUAGUAAGAGCUGCCGCUUUCAAUGCUGCAAACUACUUCUCGCCACUCAAGAGAAACAUUAUAUCAUAUGCCUCGGGCGAGCAAAGACUGCCGCUUUUCACUUAAGAAGUUGAAUUUUGCUAGUCAAUCAAUGUUGCAAGUUGGUAGCUUUGUGACUAAUUUCUAUAUAAAAUGCUAGCUUUACUUCAAAAAAGUGGAGACUUCUUUUCCGUUUCCUUUCUGUUUCUUUUCGUGUUGUUUGUUUUUCUUCUCUGUUUUGGCCUUAGCUCUUUCAGACUCUCGUAAAAGAAUGUAUAAAGAGUGCAGUACUGGUUCAUCAGUUGUAGCAGGUCUUGUCUCA